Molecule: messenger RNA, 3606 nt
Organism: Tripterygium wilfordii
Lineage: Eukaryota; Viridiplantae; Streptophyta; Magnoliopsida; Celastrales; Celastraceae
Exons: 1
Coding region: 201-3461 (1086 amino acids)
Biological process (GO): DNA integration
Molecular function (GO): nucleic acid binding; RNA-DNA hybrid ribonuclease activity
Source: RefSeq, a predicted model, not a curated record
GACCUUGGUUGCACGCGAUACGGGCCGUACCUUCCACAUAUCAUCAAGUCCUGCGCUAUCCUACCAAUAAUGGCGUUAGGGAGAUUUUGGGAGAUCAACACUCUUCUAGGAGUUGUUAUAAAACCACCAUGAGGAGCAAGGGAGAAUCUUCGUAGCAGUUACAGAACCAGACACCCGGUCUGGAGCCAGAUGAGCCAGGAAUGGAGAAGCUUGACGAAGUGCAGAUCCAUCCUGACUUUCCAGAUCGUAAAGCCCUGAUUGGAGCGCAGUUGCCUGCUCAUCUACGACAGAGACUGAUCCAGUUCUUGUCACAGCAUCAUGAUUGUUUUGCUUGGAGCUACGAAGAUAUGACUGGGAUAGACCCUGAUGUUGUGAUGCAUCAGCUCCAGGUUAAUCCUGAGUAUCCUCCUGUCAAGCAGAAGCGGAGGAAGUUUGCUCCUGAACGAAAUUUAGUGAUUAAUGAAGAAGUUCAGAAGCUGCUAGAUAAUGGGUCUGUAGUGGAGGUACAGUACCCUGAUUGGUUAGCCAACGUUGUGGUUGUAAAGAAAAAGAAUGGCAAGUGGAGAGUCUGUAUUGAUUUUACAGAUUUGAAUAAAGCUUGCCCAAAAGAUCCCUUUCCACUGCCGCACAUAGACAUGAUGGUUGAUGCAACAGCUGGUCAUGAGUUGUUGAGCUUUAUGGAUGCUUUUUCGGGGUAUAAUCAGAUUUUAAUGCAUCCGGGAGAUCAGGAGAAAACAGCUUUCAUUACCGAUAGAGGAAUUUAUUGCUAUAAGGUGAUGCCCUUCGGGUUGAAGAAUGCCGGAGCCACAUACCAGCGAUUAGUGAAUAAGAUGUUCUCGAAGUAUUUAGGGGACACCAUGGAAGUGUAUAUUGACGAUAUGCUGGUAAAAUCCUUAGCUGCCGAUCAACAUCUCGAGCACCUUCAGCAAGCUUUUGAUUUGCUGAUUAAGUAUAAUAUGAAGUUGAAUCCUGCCAAGUGUUCCUUUGGAGUGGCAUCUGGGAAAUUUCUUGGGUAUAUGGUCACGAAGCGAGGAAUUGAGGCUAAUCCCGAUCAGAUUCGAUCCAUACUUAACAUUCCCUCUCCGACUUGUGUCAAGGAUAUUCAGAGGCUCAACGGGAGAGUGGCGGCCCUUAGUCGUUUUAUUUCCAGAUCAUCCGACAAGUGUUGUCAUUUUUUCUCCACCUUAAGAAAGUCUGUUAACUACAAGUGGACGCCUGAGUGUGAAGACGCUUUAAACCAGUUAAAAGCCUACCUUACCUCCCUUCCACUACUGUCCAAGCCCAGCACUGGGGAGCAGCUGUACAUGUAUUUGGCUGUCUCUGAGGUAGCUGUAAGCGCGGUUUUGGUCAGAGAAGAAAAUAAGAAGCAGUUGCCAGUAUACUAUGUGAGUAAGAGUCUGCUAGAUGCGGAAACCCGGUAUAGUUUACUGGAAAAGCUAGCUUUAGCUUUGGUGGUUGCCGCCAGAAAACUGAGGCCGUACUUUCAAUGCCACUCGGUUGCUGUGGUGACAAAUUUCCCGUUGAGGAGCAUACUCCAUAGACCCGAGUUGUCGGGAAGGAUAAUCAAGUGGGCGGUGGAGCUUAGUGAAUACGAUAUUACAUAUCAACCGAGAACCGCAAUCAAGUCACAAGCCCUGGCUGAUUUCGUUGCUGACUUUGCUCCGUCAACACAGCUAGAGGCAGAUAAAGAGUUGCUUUGCAUGGUAGAUCAAGCCCCAAAGGUAUGGACCUUGUACGUUGAUGGAUCUAGUAACGUCAGAGGCAGUGGUCUGGGAAUUGUACUGAUCUCUCCAGAAGGGAGUAUAAUUCAACGGGCAGUCCGAUGCGGUUUCCACGCAACCAAUAACGAAGCAGAGUAUGAAGCCUUAGUUAUUGGUCUAAAGCUGGCCAAAGAACUGGGAGUCACAAGUUUGAAGGUUUACUCAGAUUCGCAAUUGAUAGUAAAUCAGUUUAUUGGUUCUUAUCAGGCCAAAGAUCCGAAGAUGACUUGUUAUCUGGAGCUAGUAAAGGAACUGCAACUGGCGUUCGUGGAGUUCUCCGUGACUCAGGUUCCACGAGCAGAGAAUUCGUAUGCGGAUGCACUGGCCCAUCUCGGGUCGUCAAUCCAAUCUAACCAGGAGCAGACGAUUCCUCUGGUACACCUGAAGUGGCCGUCAAUUAGCAAUCAGAAAGAAGUAGAGAAGCAGAAUGAUUGUGAGAUUCUUCCUGUUAGUUCAGACCAGACAUGGAUGACACCGUUUGUUCAAUACUUGGUUGAUGGUGUUCUGCCAGCAGAGAAGAAUGAGUCUAGACGUUUGGUCGCUAAAGCUGCGCGGUAUGCAGUACAUGAUGGGCAGCUAUAUAGAAGAUCUUAUUCAGGUCCUUUGUUGCGAUGUGUAAAUUCAGAACAAGCCCAGUAUGUGUUGGCAGAAUUGCAUGAAGGAGAGUGUGGUAAUCAUUCUGGAGGAAGGAGUUUAACUCAUCGAGCACUGACUACGGGGUAUUAUUGGCCGACUAUGAGAUCAGACGCAAUUGACUAUGUAAGGAGGUGCGAUAAAUGCCAGAGAUUUGCUCAGAUUCCACGCAUGCCACCAGAAAAACUUACUCCUAUCGUGGCACCUUGGCCCUUCAUGAAAUGGGGGAUGGAUAUAGUUGGUCCUUUGCCCAAGGCAUCCGGGCAACGGCAGUACUUUCUGGCCAUGACUGAUUAUUUCACCAAAUGGAUUGAGGCUGAGUCUUACUCACUGAUCAAAGACCUGGAUGUGAAGAAGUUCGUCUGGAAGAAUAUUAUAUGCAGGUUUGGAGUGCCUAAAGAGAUCGUGACGGAUAACGGCCCACAGUUUGCAAGUCAUAAGUUUCAGGAGUUCUGUGCGAAUUGGGGAAUCAAGGUAGAUUUUGCGACGCCAAGGCAUCCCCAAUGUAAUGGCCAAGCUGAAGCUUCCAAUAAAACUUUGAUCAGAACCCUGGAGAAGCGUCUGGAGAAAGCUAAAGGUGCUUGGGCUGAUGAAUUACCUGGAGUGUUGUGGUCUUACAGGACAACUUCACGAACGCCUACGGGGGAAACUCCUUUCUCUCUUGCAUUUGGCUCUGAGGCCGUCAUACCAGUUGAAGCUGGACUCCCAUCUGCUAGGUUUCAGUGGGCUAAUGAACAAAGGAAAUGGCAGGAGUUGAAUGAUCAGCUGGAUACUAUUGAUGAACUAAGAGAUCAGGCGUUCACGAGAACAGCUGCAUACCAUGAUAAAGUCUCAAAGUACUUCAACCAAAAUGUUCGAACUCGAGCAUUCCGAGAGGGAGAUUAUGUGCUCAGGAGAGUCUUUGAGAAUACCAGAGAGCUAAACGCUGGGAAGCUGGGUCCGAACUGGGAAGGCCCAUAUUUGAUCGACAGGGUACUAGGAAACGGCGCCUACAGACUACACAGGGAAAAUGGAGAAGCGAUCUUGCAUCCUUGGAACGCCGUUCAUCUAAAGUUGUACCAUUUCUAAACACGCAUGAUUUUUUGUCUUUAUAUUGCUAUAAUUGUAGUUUAAAUAUUUCUUUUAGUAUCUUUAUAUAUUUAAAUAUCUAUAGUUCAUUAUAUGUGUUAUUAUAUGAACUAAUUUAAGCUUCGGAGUGUCGAUGGGAGUCCCA